AUGUCGCUCAAUAUCCCCAACGCGCCCAACGCGAACCUGUUCAAGGGGGGUUAUAACAACUACGAUUCCGAAGAUGGCGCCGUCCUGCGCAACAUCGACGCCUGCAGGGCCAUCACGUCGACCGUCCAGACUUCUCUCGGCCCCUACGGCCGCAACAAGAUUGUCAUCAACCAUCUGCAGAAGAUGAUCCUGACUUCCGACGCCGCCACCAUCCUCCGCGAACUCGAUGUCGUUCACCCCGCCGCCAAGCUGCUCGUCAUGGCCAGUCAGCAGCAAGAGUCCGAGAUGGGAGACGCCACCAACCUGGUCAUCAUCCUGGCUGGUGAGCUGCUGCGCAAGGCCGAGGACCUCCUGCGUAUGGGUCUCAAGACGUCCGAUAUCGUGACCGGCUACGAGAAGGCGCAGAAGAUGGCCCUCGAGUCUCUCGAGGAGCUCUCCGUCGACAGGGUCGAGGACAUCCGUGACCAAGACGAGCUUGCCAAGGCCAUCCGCACCGUCGUCGCCAGCAAGCAGAACGGCCACGAGGAUUUCCUUGGUGAUCUCGUCGCUGAGGCUGUCCUGUCUGUCCUCCCCAAGAACCCCCUCGGCUUCAACGUGGACAACAUCCGUGUCGUCAAGAUCAUGGGCGGCAGCCUCGAGCAGAGCCGUGUCGUUAAGGGCAUGGUCUUCCCCAAGCAACCCGACGGCACCAUCAAGAAGGUCAAGCGCGCCAAAGUCGGCGUCUUCUCCUGCCCCAUCGACACCAGCCAGACCGAGACCAAGGGAACCGUUCUCCUGCACAACGCCAAGAAGAUGAUGGACUUCACCAAGGGCGAGGAGAACCAGCUCGAAGCUGCCAUCAAGGAGCUCCACGAUGUCGGCCUGCGUGUCGUCAUUGCCGGCUCUACCGUCGGUGACCUGGCCCAGCACUACCUCAACAAGUACGGUAUUCUCUUCAUCAAGAUUCUCAGCAAGUUUGAGCUCCGCAGAAUAUGCCGUGUUGUCGGCGCUACUCCCCUGGCCCGCCUGGGUGCUCCCAUGCCAGACGAGAUGGGCUCCAUCGACAUUGUCGAGACGCUGGAGAUUGGCGGUGACCGCGUCACCGUCUUCCGUCAGGAGAACGACGUUACGAGGACAGCGACCAUUGUGCUGAGAGGCGCGACGCAAAACCACCUCGAGGACGUUGAGCGAGCUGUCGACGACGGUGUGAACGUUGUCAAGGCUAUCACAAAAGACCCCAGGCUCGUGCCCGGAGCAGGUGCCACUGAGACACAGCUCGUCGAGAGGCUGACCGCCCUCGGCGAGAAGACACCUGGUCUUGCCCAGUAUGCCAUCAAGAAGUACGGCGAGGCAUUCGAGGUCGUCCCCAGGACAAUCGCCGAGAGCGCUGGUCUCGAUGCCACCGAGGUCCUCAGCAGGCUCUACAUGGCGCAUCACAAGAAGGAUGACUGGGCGAUUGGCGUCGACAUCGAGAACGAGGAUGGCUCCGGUACCCUGGAUGCUCGUAAGGACGGUAUCCUGGAUCUCCUGGCCCCCAAGGCCUGGGCUAUCAAGCUGGCUACCGAGGCCGCGCGGACCGUGUUGUCUGUCGACCAGAUCAUCGUGGCUCGACAGGCUGGAGGCCCCAAGCCUCCCGCGCCGAACCCUAACUGGGACGAGGACUAA
Molecule: messenger RNA, 1644 nt
Organism: Verticillium alfalfae VaMs.102
Lineage: Eukaryota; Fungi; Ascomycota; Sordariomycetes; Glomerellales; Plectosphaerellaceae
Product: T-complex protein 1 subunit theta
Exons: 4
Coding region: 1-1644 (547 amino acids)
Biological process (GO): protein folding
Cellular component (GO): chaperonin-containing T-complex
Molecular function (GO): ATP hydrolysis activity; ATP-dependent protein folding chaperone; ATP binding
Source: RefSeq, a predicted model, not a curated record